Coccidioides immitis RS is the source of this 2835-nucleotide messenger RNA. RefSeq names its product Golgi transport complex subunit COG4. Bases 226 to 2712 code for a protein of 828 amino acids. The transcript is spliced from 2 exons. The record is from RefSeq and is a predicted model, not a curated record. Lineage: Eukaryota; Fungi; Ascomycota; Eurotiomycetes; Onygenales; Onygenaceae.
UGACAGCGUCGAUUCGCAGGCGACAGGGCCGAGUAUCUUUCUCUUUUUUGUCUCGCUCGCCGACGACUAAUAACCCCAGUCACGGGACCUUCUCACGGUAAAUCUUCGGAAAAAAGCGCCGUUUUCCUCUACUCAUGCGAAAUGCCGCUGUUGACAAUCGCUUGAGUUUCCAGCAGAGCACGGCAACUCGCUCUCCCCAACCCCAAUCCCCCCACGACUUACAAAAUGAACCAGACGGAUACAAUGGUCAAUGGCGAUCUUUAUCAUCAUGAAGACGUGGAAGCCGAGAGUUUACCAGACAUUUUCAAUGCCAGUUCCGUCGCCGACAUCAAGGCUACCCUCUCCGCCCUCCAUGAUCGCGAAGCGUCCGUGACGGCUCGUCUCGAGGCCCUCGUGGCAUCUCAGAAGGACUUCUCUCGCGAAUUGGGUCGCCUCGAUUUGCUUCGUGCACAUAUCGGUUCGCAGGCAGGCAAUACCCGAGCAAUUAGCCACGGCAUGCUUUCGGAGACUGCCGCCACGGCCCAGCGAGUCUCCAGCGCGGUCCAACGCCUCGACCUAGAACAGUCGCGCGUGAAGGCAACACUGGAAAUGGUCGAGCAGGUGGCGGAGCUUAAAGCGUGCGUGCUCGGUGUCGCUGGGUCGAUGGGAGCCUCUCAGGACUGGGAGAUGGCCGCUUCAUACAUGAAUCGAGCAUCGAAGAUACCUCCUGAGAUCGUCAACGGCGCGUUUGCUGCAGACAUUGUACCUACGACUGAAGUUCCGGACCCUCCUGCCGUUACAUUGGAGAAUGCGGCGGAGUCGUUGUGCGGACUAUUUCUACGUGAGUUUGAUCGCGCUGUCAAGGAGAAUGAUGGUGCGAAGAUUACGCGUUUUUUCAAACUAUUUCCUUUGAUUGAUAGGUCCGCGGUUGGCCUGGACGUUUACGGAAGAUAUGUGUGCCAAGGCGUCGCAAGUCGUGCGCGUGCGAAUUUAAAUACGGGUACCGGCGGUGCCCAGAGCAAAGACGGGUUUUUCUACGCCAACGCGCUCACUAAGCUAUUUGAACACAUCGCACAGAUUGUUGAAGGCCAUGGUGGCCUGGUCGAACGUCAUUAUGGCUCUGGUAAGAUGACCAGGGUCAUUGAGCGGCUACAGGUGGAAGCCGACGUCCAGGGUGGCAUCAUUCUGGAGACUUGGAGUGAAGAGCGACAUGUUGAUCGCAAACUCACCGACAUUAAAUCUUAUGCGUUUACCUUUUUGGUUCAGAGCUUUUUACCGAAUCCGCGGGGCGGUGGCCCUCAACGAGCCAAUUCACCCGGGAUCAGGGAUGGCACAUCUAAUAGGGCCAGCGAGGAUGAGGGCGUUGAUAUGAAGGAGAUUGACGGCAUCCUUAAUGAAAUGUCUCUCAUGCUCGGAAGAUGGUCGCUGUACAGCCGUUUUCUGGCUGAUAAAUGUGGAAAUGAUGACUCGGAGGAGUUCCUACUCCCGAACUUCCUGCUUGAAUCUCCUCUCGCUCAGAAGGUGAAUGAAAGACUUAUCUCGCCAUUUAAUGCGAUGACAACAUUCUUUCUUCGUCGCUCAGUCGAGAAGGCUUUCCAGCUCGACGAAAGUCCGUCGGAUUUAACUCUGAACCUGCACCGGCCUCCUACGUCGAACCCGCCGCACAUAACUUCUGCUGUGGACGACAUCAUGUACAUCGCGAACAAAGUCCUUGAGCAAUCACUGGCCACCGGUCAGAGGUCGGUUGUAACGAAUGUGGUGCCGACGAUAGCGAGAGUGCUAGGUUCAGAUUUCAUCGGCAUGAUCCGACGAAAGAUGCAUGACGAAACCUACCCCAAGCCGGUGGUCCCUGGAGGACCGCCUCCGGAGCCGGUCGUGGUCUCAUUCCUCGUUCUCAUCAACAACCUUGACGUUGCAAUUGACUAUGUCCAGCGUAUCGUGAAGAAGAUCUUAGAGCCAUCGGAUCCAGCAGCCGACUCCGUUUCUGGCGGCCCAGCGAAUGGGGCUUCGGAGAGCAGGAUCCCCACGCUAUUCCCGCUCAACAAUGACGCAGAGACGGUGGUGAGCACACUGCGCUCGCUCGCCUCUUCGUUCGAAUCGAAAUCCCAAGACCUCAUCGGCGAUGGAAUUCAGGUUGUGUUCAACCACGUUGUGAAAACCAGGCUGCGGCCUACCCUUGCGGACGCCUUCCGCGACCUUGAGUAUCAGCCACGCAGCGGCGGCGAUGGAGGAGGAGGAGGCGUAGGCAGUGAGUUCGACGACGGGGAGGCGGGAUCGGCGGAGCUCGACGGCGGCUCUUCGAGUCGGAGCGAGGUCCGCCGCCGCUUUGCGUCUUCCUGGCGGGAGCUUCUGGUGCCGAUCUCGCGGAUCCUGACCGGCCGAACGUUCGAUCGGUUGCUGGGGGUGUCGAUCGCGUCGUUGGCGCGGCUGCUGGAGAAGAGGAUAUGGUCGUAUCACGGGCGCGUGAAUGCCCUGGGCGCCACCCGACUGGAACGGGAUGUCACGGGCAUAAUUUCGGCGGCGGUGGACAUCGGGGAAGGCUACGUGAGUGGGGAUGGCGGUGGUGGGGGAAGCCGGUAUCGACACCGCGAGGCGUUUGGACGCUGCUCACAGAUUGCGAUGGUGAUGGGGCUGGAAGAGGAGGAGUGGGAAGAGAUCGAGCAGAGCGGCGGGGAUGUGGCCGACAAGCUGUCCGUGGAGGAGCGUACAAGGGCGAGGGCGAUGGUGGUAUAAGUAAGGGCAGCUUUCCUAUUGCUUCUAUCUAUUUUAUUUAUUUAUUUAUUUAUUUUUUUUUUCAGAGUAUGCUACGAUCAAAGCCGGUCCUACCAGCAGACGUCCCUCGACCGUAUUUCUCAA